Camponotus floridanus (Florida carpenter ant) is the source of this 1694-nucleotide messenger RNA. RefSeq names its product glutamyl aminopeptidase-like. The record is from RefSeq and is a predicted model, not a curated record. The coding region runs from base 51 to 1694 and encodes 547 amino acids. Gene Ontology annotation, molecular function: zinc ion binding; peptide binding; metalloaminopeptidase activity. NCBI's taxonomy places the organism in Eukaryota, Metazoa, Arthropoda, Insecta, Hymenoptera, Formicidae. Gene Ontology annotation, cellular component: cytoplasm. The transcript is spliced from 8 exons. Gene Ontology annotation, biological process: peptide catabolic process; proteolysis.
AUGUGCAUACAAAAUUGUGUGGAAUAACAGAUAUCCGAGUGAAAUUCAACAUGACAUUCUUAAAACUAUUAUUAAGUAAUAGUAUAAUAUACCUUGCUAUAGUGGCAAUAGCGAGUCCUAUGGAUGGUGAAAAAAAAAUCAAAGGAGUGGAAACCGAUGAAGAAUCGAAAAUCGUGCGCAGUGUAUUAAACAACAAAUUAAGCAAUAUAUUAGAUUAUAUACUUCCGAUACAUUAUAACAUAGAGUUAAUGUUACUCAAUAAUUAUCUCCGUAGCAAAUGCAUAAUCACUUUAAAUAUUUUUUAUGCGAAACAAUACAUAAGUUUUUAUGCACCGGAUUCAGUGAGUAUAAUAGUAUCGACAUUAAAGACAAAUAACGGUACGGUUUAUGAAACAAAUCACAUAAUUUUUAUGAAAAACAAUAUUUACGUGCUCGACUUCGGUGAUGUCUUGUUGAAUGGAAAGUACGAUCUGUAUAUAGAGUAUGAAAUCUUAAUUAAUAUCGUAAGGGAAUCUUUCGGAACUCCGUACUUAAAUGAAGAUGAAAAAAUAGAGUGGUUAAUCGCAACAGGUAUCCAGCGAAGAAACUGGUAUCAAACGAAAAAACAGCAAAUAUUUCCAUAUUGGGACAAGCCAGAAUUAGGAAUAACUUUUGUUAUUUCUAUAUUGCAUCAUCCAAAGUACAAAGCUUUGUCAAAUAUGCCGAUACGAGAAACUAAAUUGACAAACGAUAAUAUGAUGUGGACAUUUUUUCACAAAACUCCUAUGAUCUCCAUAGAUAGUGUAGCAUGUCUGGUUUCCAGUUUUCAUCAGAGCAUUCUCUCGAAAAAUGAAAGAAUUCUUUCAUCCAUAUGGUUCAGACCACAAUCGGAACCGCAUCUAGAAUUUGCGAAAACUGUUAUUAUUUCCGCUAGUGCAUUUAUGAAUGAAUGGAAUAUUUUGAAAAAAGCAUUUGGAAACCCCUUUUUUUCAUUUGAGAGCAAAGUGGAUCAUGUCGCAAUUCCGGCUUUACAAAAAGAAAUCGAACAGACUUUCGGUUUCGUUUUUUAUCGAGAAGCAGAUAUCACUUAUAAUGAAGAAUUAGAUCCUGUCGUAUAUAAAACGAUAAUUGCACAUUUAAUUGCACAUGGGAUGAUACAAAAAUAUACUGGAAAUCUGUUCAGACCAACUUACUUAUGGUCUCAUACAUUAAUCGAAGGAUUUAAUAUAUUUUGGCAAGAAUACAUUAUCGACAAGGUUCUGCCAAAUUCCCGGAUGAUGGAUUUGUUUGUAGUUCAAGUUCAACAUGAAUUACUCUAUCUAAAUACUUAUGUUGUUAUAAAUUCUACUAUAGAAUAUAAUAGUUAUCCUAAAAAUUAUUUUCACUCUUCUCUUUCUCAUAUCAAAGGAUCUGUUAUAUGGCGCAUGUUAGAACGAACAUUACCACUUCAUAUAUUUUCAGAGGGAUUCAUCAAAUAUUUGGAUAAUCAACUUAGUGAGCCUGAAGCAGCAACUGCCGAUCAUUUAUGGAACGCUAUGAGAUCUAAGCUAAAUGAAUCGUAUCCUAAGUAUGAUUUUAAUAUAAAAGAUGCGAUAAAUUCGUGGAUUAUGCAGAAAUAUCCUUCCGUGUUGGAGAGAAACAAUGUUAUAUACCUAUUACUUAUGCUUCGGAGUCGAAUCCCAAUUUUAUCAAAACUUGGACAGAUAUGUGGUUAA